This is a messenger RNA of Chaetomium strumarium, 674 nucleotides long. Its product is annotated as PDCD5-related protein. Gene Ontology annotation, cellular component: nucleus; cytosol. Gene Ontology annotation, molecular function: DNA binding. NCBI's taxonomy places the organism in Eukaryota, Fungi, Ascomycota, Sordariomycetes, Sordariales, Chaetomiaceae. The record is from RefSeq and is a predicted model, not a curated record. Bases 176 to 568 code for a protein of 130 amino acids. The transcript has 5 exons.
UGGACUGUCGACUACUACACGAUAGAUACCUCCAUCUAUACACUCUGGGAAACAUCGCACAUGGCAUGAUAUUGCCGGUUGCCUGGUGUUCUUUGCAAAGCGCAACUUUAAGUCGGCUUAAUAACGUAACGAAGGUUUUGUACAAGUACAUACAUGCAAGAAAGAAGAGUCUGAAAUGGAUGACGCAGAGUUGGAACAGAUCCGGAAAGCUCGCCUGGAGCAGCUCAAAGCCCAAGGAGGGGCGAAGUCUUCGUCAAGUGGCAGCAAUCAGGACCAAGCACAGAGACAACAACAAGAAGCCGAAGCACGCAAGUCGGUCCUCAACCAGAUCCUCGAGCCGGAGGCUGCCGACCGACUGGGACGAAUUCGGCUCGUCAAAGAGCAGCGAGCAACCGACAUCGAGAACCGACUGAUCAUGCUAGCGCAGACUGGACAGCUGCGACAGAAGGUGACGGAGGAGCAGCUCAAAGAGCUCCUGAACGCCGUGGCGGACAACAAGGAGGAGGAGAAGAUCGUGGUGAGCCGGAGGAAAGGGUGGGAGGAUGACGACGACUUACUGGACCUGUAAGGCGACGCUCGGGAGGAUUGCUCAGCAUUGUUUUGGCUUUAUUAACAUGGGUCGAUGAGAUGCGGUGGAGUUGGCAGGAAGGAUGGGACAUUUGCCCUUGAGCCCC